GGCCUCUGCUUCGGGACACGACAGGACACACAGGCUGUUGAAAACACGGGAACGUAAGGUGGUUGGAGCCCGCGGUGGUGAUCUCUUGGGAGGACGGAGGAGUCACCUCUCCUUCAACGCUACUACCGCUAGCUCCUGCAUCAUUUUUUGCUCAAGAUGUCACCAGCAGCAGAAGCAAGCAUUGACGCGGAGCCGAGCCCCACCGCCAUCACCGCCACGACGACGGCUCUACUCGUUAUCGACAUGCAGCGAGAUUUCCUCGAGCCGGGAGGCUUUGGAGAGUCCCUCGGCAACGACGUCUCCGUCCUGCGGACGGCCAUCGCGCCGUGUUCUCAGGUGCUCAGCGCCUGCAGGGCCUGCCCGGGCCUGCUCGUCUGCCACACCCGCGAGGGCCACAGGCCAGAUCUCUCGGAUCUACCCAGGCACAAGUUAAUGCAGAGUCCAGAGGGUAAGAGGAUCGGUGACCUUGGCCCAAUGGGGCGCAUCCUCGUGAGGGGGGAGAGAGGGCACGACAUCAUCCCUGAGUUAUACCCCCUGCCGAUGGAACCGUGCGUCGACAAGCCCGGCAAGGGGGCGUUCUUUUCCACCGACCUCGAAACAAUAUUGCGGUCUCGCGGGAUAGAGACUCUGAUUGUUUGCGGCGUUACCACCGAGGUCUGCGUACAUACCACCGUGCGAGAGGCUAACGACCGAGGCUUCGCCUGUGUCGUGGUCGACGAGGCGUGCUCCUCCUUCUUUCCGGAGUUCCACAGGGUGGGCCUGUCCAUGGUCAUGGCUCAGGGGGGCAUCUUCGGCAGGGUCGCGUCGGUGGCAAGCGUGGUCAGGGCCGUGCGCGAGCUCGCCGGUGCUGGUGCCGGCGCUGCCGACCCUUCUUCUUGAUAUGUCGUGUUUUGCCUUAGCAAACAUGCUCGGGUUCUCCCCUCUGCGGAACAUGUAAACAGGUGGGAAGGUGCUUGCUGAUAGCGUUGCCUCCUGAGGGUCUCCGUAAGGUUUGUGGUAGAGGGACCAGAGCUGUCAGAGUGGCGACGGCAGGCUGGGUGCGCGCGUUUUUGUGCGUGUUGUUUGUUGUGAGCAAACUACAUAGCGUCCCGUAGAGUAGCAAGCUAUUUUCCAGAGGUUUCCUGUUUUAAAGGCGCUCGCGAUGCUCGACUCCGCCGCUAUUGUGUAUCUGGCUAGCUGGUUUGCGAGAAAAUUGGAGCGGUAUCUGCCACUCAGACUCACUUGAGGGUUCCAUUGACUAGUGUGCGGUAGUGUAGAGAUGCCGAGACACAUUGAACGCGUCCGUGCCGACUGUGGUUGCCCAUAAAGUUGAGUGCGUCAUGUGGGCGUAUUGUCCAUAUCACCCUACCUUGGUGUAAAUUCUUGUAGACAAGUGUAUUUCACGUAUUGGAUCGUGCCAUUUGAGUUCCGACGACCUAGACCACACGCUUACCAGAGAGGUUGGGCAUGUUCUCGACGAUGUUGAGCAUUUUCUGGCUGGUGGUCCUACCCCACCUGCCCUCUGUCGGGGCCACGAGUUCGCCCCACAUCAUGCAGUUUUGGAAGUCGGCGUGCCGCGUAUACCAUGUAACACGAUUUUCGGUCCGGACUUGGCGCUUUCGGUCAGUACGACCCUACUGUAGUCUAGAUUGUUUUGCAAGACACAAGGUAUGCAUCUCUCUUGUGGUCGCUGUCAGUACAUAACACGAGCUGCUGCUGGUAGAGGUCACGGUGUGCGGACUAUAACCACUGGGAAGUUAGUGGAGUGCAGGUGGAAAGCACUCGAAACCUCGUCAAAUAGAAUUGGAACCCGUUGUGGGAUGACCGAUUGAUACCGGCCU
Ectocarpus sp. CCAP 1310/34 is the source of this 1820-nucleotide messenger RNA. Lineage: Eukaryota; Phaeophyceae; Ectocarpales; Ectocarpaceae. The record is from the annotation of a GenBank genome assembly.